AUGUCUCAUCAAGGAGGUCGUGGCAGAGGAGGUGGAAGUUUCCGAGGGGACUUACCAAUUCGUGGUUCUUCCCAUCCUCGCGGCGAUUAUCGUGGUGGUCGCGGUGGCUCUCGUGGAGGGGGGUUUUCAGCUAAGGCUGAAACAUCUGAAGUCCUCACAAAAGAUCCACCUGCUGAGAAUGCCGAGCUCCGUAAGUUUGAGGAUAACUGUAUCAAAAAGAACCUCAACUACACUGGUGAGGCUGGGGUAAUUCGGCGCCCAAACUAUGCAACCACUGGAAGGUCAACCCUUCUUCGGGCGAACUUUUUUGAAUUGGGCUUCAAAGACCCGCAGAAGGCUUUUCAUUGCUACACGGUCAAGAUGGACCCAGAGCCCAAGCUGCCACGACUCAAGAGAGAGGUUUUCCAGGAGAUUCUUCUGACCAGAGCCGUGAAAGCUCUUCAUGGCACAUCGGAUAUGGUUAAUGAGCUCGUCACGCUUGGCCCACUCGAGGAUUGGGAGAGAGGAAUGACCAUCAAGAUCCACGGCCCCAGCCCAGGCAAAACUCCUAAAGGAGCUUGGCAACCCUUCGCAGCUAUUCCCUUUGAAGGGGAGAUGGUUGCUACAAGGAUCCUCAAUAUUGUUUUGACCCGCUGUCCUCAAAAUGACACCGGCAUCGUUACAACCGGUAAGGGCCGUCAAAAGUUCUUCUGGAUCGAUGACCGAAAGCAAUACGCCGAUCUGGGAGGUGGUCUUGAAGUCCUUCGUGGGUUCUUCUCUAGUGUUCGACUCGGUGCUGACCGGCUGCUGCUGAAUUUGAAUGUGAAUCACGGCACCUUUAUUCGCGGAGGAGAAAUGACCAAACUGACCGACGAGUAUGUCAACACGCAUGGCGAGGACCGUGAAGGAUAUAAUCGAUUUGUUAAGGGUCUCGCUGUCGAAUUGAUGCAUCUUCCCGAAUAUGAUCCACUUACCCCGAAACACCAGAGACUACGGCAAAAGAAAUACAUCUGGGGAGUUGCAACACCGAGUGAUGGUGAAGGUCCUAAUAAACCCAAUGUCGCACGUGUUGCCUCGCAUCCCAAAAAUGUUGAGUUCUGGGAAGCAGACAAGGAUGACAAGACUGGAAAGACUGGAAAGUACACAACUGUCCAUGAAUACUUCCAACGCAAGUACCCAAAAUUUGCGUCAAAUCUAGGAAGAAGGCCAGUUCUCAACCUGGGCACUAAGCAAAAACCCCGGUACGUGCCCCAGGAAGUCUGUCGUGUUCCUAUAGGCCAGAUUUUCAACGGAGAGCUCUGCACUAGCCAGCGUCAGGCCAUGAUUAAGUUCAGUUGUCGGCGCCCUCCAGACAAUUUCGUAUCGAUCAUUAGGGACGGUCUCAAGGUCAUGGGCAUUGAGAACCAAUUGGUCCGUGAGGUAAACCUUGACAUUAGCAAGCAAAUGAUUGGUGUUCCUGCCCGAAUGCUUAACCCUCCCACCUUGAGGUAUGGCGGCAACAAGAGUGUCAGGCCUACUAAUGGAAGCUGGAAUUUGAGAGAUUUCAAGUUUACGCAACCACCACAAUAUAACCCUUGGGGGGUUUUUGUUUUCGCAAACGGUAAUAAGUGGCCCCACGUCGCAGACCACUGGAAAGCCGGAUCACAGCCAGAGCGUUCGAUCAACGAAUUCAUUGGGACACUUGCAGGCUUGGGAAUUUCGUGGCGUCAGCCAGAGGUGAUCAGAGUUCUCGUCUACACUUCAAGCAACUACCGUAGCGUGAUUGCGAAUGCCUUCCAAUCUACCAUUGACCCAGAGACAAAGAAGCCCAAGUAUCUUUUCAUGCUUACUCUCAUGUUUGACAAUGAGGAGAAGGUCUUCAAUCACGUCAAGUGGCAAGGAGAUGUUCGAUUUGGAAUCCUGACUCACUGCGCUAAGAUUGAGAAAUUCAUCGGCGGUGAUAAGCAGUACAUGGCGAACAAUGCCAUGAAGGUCAACCUCAAACUUGGCGGUGUCUGUCAGUCAUUUGAUACCAACGCCUGUAAGCUGCUACAAAAGGCAAAGACCAUGAUCGUUGGCCUCGACGUGACCCACCCAACUGGGGCGGAUCCAAAAUUCUUUCCAAGUAUUGCUGCGAUUGUUGCAAGCACAGACGGACGGCUGGGUCAAUGGCCAGGAGACACUCGAGCGCAAAAGGAACGCAAGGAAAUGAUUACGGACUUGGGGUCAAUGCUUGAAGGUUGUAUCAUGCGUUGGAAAAACUUGAACAAGGUGUUUCCUGAAAACAUUAUCAUCUACCGUGACGGUGUGAGUGAAGGCCAAUACAAAACGGUCAUGGAUGACGAGGUGGCACAGAUCAAGACGAUGUUUAGACGCGUUUAUCAAGCGCGCAAGGGGCCAAAUGUGACCUUCAUCAUCGUUACCAAGCGUCAUCAUGUUCGAUUUUUCCCGACCAAGUCCAACGACUUGGACAGGAACGCUAAUCCUCAACCUGGAAUGGUGGUUGACCGUGGAGUGACUCGUGCUGUGCUCUGGGAUUUCUAUCUUCAAGCCCAAUCGGCCAUCAUGGGUUCUGCGCGUCCUGCUCACUACGUGGUGAUGUAUGAUGAGAUUUUCACGAAUAAGGCUGCGAACCCAGAAGGAAAGCCCGCCGAUGCUCUCCAGGACUUGACUCAUGGCGUCUGCUAUAUGAUGGGUCGUUGUACUCGCUCAGUCUCCUACAGCACUCCGGCUUUCCUUGCCGAUCGAUUCUGCGAUCGUGCACGCCGUUGGGCAAAGGCUUGUUUCAAUGAAGCGAUUGAGAUGGGACAGGAACGAGACCAAAUUCCGUUUCCUGAGCCGAGGAAAGUAACCCAGAACGGCGGCAUUACCAACUACAUGUGCUAUAUCUGA
Molecule: messenger RNA, 2850 nt
Organism: Penicillium malachiteum
Lineage: Eukaryota; Fungi; Ascomycota; Eurotiomycetes; Eurotiales; Aspergillaceae
Product: argonaute/piwi family protein
Exons: 4
Coding region: 1-2850 (949 amino acids)
Molecular function (GO): nucleic acid binding; protein binding
Source: RefSeq, a predicted model, not a curated record